Hibiscus syriacus is the source of this 2963-nucleotide messenger RNA. RefSeq names its product E3 ubiquitin-protein ligase UPL5-like. The record is from RefSeq and is a predicted model, not a curated record. Lineage: Eukaryota; Viridiplantae; Streptophyta; Magnoliopsida; Malvales; Malvaceae. Gene Ontology annotation, molecular function: protein binding; ubiquitin-protein transferase activity. The coding region runs from base 95 to 2797 and encodes 900 amino acids. The transcript is spliced from 4 exons. Gene Ontology annotation, biological process: protein polyubiquitination; positive regulation of protein catabolic process; proteasome-mediated ubiquitin-dependent protein catabolic process.
UUCUUUCUUCUGCUUUUUUUUAAUUGUUUAUAUUAUAUAUUUCUACUUUAUAUGUUCUCCCCCACCGUAGCAGGCUGGGGGCUUCCACCGUCCAAUGUCUCUAUUCCAAUCCACCGCCGUUGAUGAACUCCCCAACGGCUACGAUUACCACCGUCUUUCUUCUAAACGUAAGUUCGACGAUUACGCCUUUGCUUUCGAUGACGACCAGGAAGACGAUGGGGAGGGUACUUUAGUCCCCGUCAGGAUGCGAAAAGACGAUCAUACCCAUCAAGGCGCGCACCUAAUCACAGCCGUUCAUCACUCGUCUAAAGCGCCGGCUUCUUCUUUCUCCUCCGCCUCCUUCGUCGAUUCCCGCCCUUCUUCCUCCUCCGAUGUUGCCUCUUCCUCGUCUGCCGGGUGUUCCUCUUCCCGCCUUCAAUUCUUCGUCCGGAUGAUCUCAGAAGGUAAAACCAUUGUCGUCCAGUCUAAUUCGGAGGACACUGUGAAAUCCCUUCACCAGAGGAUUCAGGUUAUGACAGGAAUUCCGGUGAUCGAGCAGCGGUUAAUUUAUGGCGGGAAACAGCUCCAGUGGGAGCAAACCCUAGCUGAUUGCGCCAUCCAAAAUGACGCCGGACUACAACUGGUCGGUCGUAUGCGGUCGACUGAUCACCCGCAAACCUGGCAGGUAAUGGAUGAUAUGAUCUCCCUGAUUUGCCGCCUUUGCCGAGGAGAAGCAGUCCCUUCCUCGACGAAACGUAUCAAAGACUGCUUGAUCAACUUUUUUACUAUUACUCCAAAGGACAAUAACGACUCGGCUACCGCUCACUUGCAGAUAUUUAUGGCUUCUUCGGCUCCUGCUGCAUUGGUAAUGCUUUAUAUGUCUCCGAUUAAUAGUAAUAAGCAGUGUGCUGAUGCUUCAAUAAGACAUUUCUUAACUUCAUGUAGGAGUGUAUUAUCAAAGCAUUUGCAUUCUUAUUGUGCACCCAUAGUGUUAGAGUUCUGCAAGUUACUAAGGAAGUUCGUUAAUGAGGAUAAUUUGUAUGAGUCGUGCCGGGGUGCACUUGGGGUGUUGUUGGAAAGUGUUGGUACUUCCAGGGGUUUAAUGCUGUCAGAGGUUAAAGGGUUGAUUGCCUUGCAAGACAUCAUCCCUUUUGUUAGUGAGUUGGCUGAUAAGCUAUCUAGGGACUUGGAAUCUAGUGUGCAUUCUAGUGGGGGACCGUUGUUGAGUGACGUGAGGGAUUUCACAGCAUUCUUGAACCCUUUGCGGUCAACCAUUCUUGAGCGAGUGGGGUACCGGAUUCCCAUAUCAGUUGAGUGGCAAAAGAAGGAUCUCAGCAAUCCUCCCUAUGGGGAGGCAAUGGAGUUUCUUCAUGCUGUAUUUAGUGAUUUGUUGGCUAAAAUGGAAAGAUGUCUUAUCAGAGUGGGGGAAAGCCUUGCUGCAAGUGGAAGCAGUGAAGGUGAAUUUCUUCAUACAGAGUGGUGGUCUCAGUAUCUUGCCAUUUUAAAGGAACUGAAUGGAAUCUCAAAACUUUAUCUGGGUGCUGAAGAGCAGUUUUGGAUGGUUUUGAGGAAUAGUAAAUCUUCGUUGUGUGCCUUAAUUAUUAGGAUUGCAAAGCGAAAUGAUGAUAACCUGUGGCUACUUGAGCACAAGGAUGCCACUGAUUUUGAAUCCAGGAGGCAUUUGGCCAUGAUGAUGUUUCCUGAAGUAAAAGAAGAUUACGAGGAAUUGCAUGAGAUGCUCAUUGACAGGUCUCAGUUAUUGUCAGAAUCAUUCGAGUACAUUGCUCGUGCUGACCCUGAAUCACUGCAUGCUGGCAUAUUCAUGGAAUUUAAAAACGAAGAAGCUACUGGCCCUGGCGUACUGAGGGAGUGGUUUUUCUUGGUAUGCCAGGCUAUAUUUAAUCCAGAGAAUGCCCUUUUUGUGCCUUGCUCAAAUGAUUGUAGAAGAUUUUUUCCUAAUCCUGCAUCUAGGGUGGAUCCUUUGCACCUUGAGUAUUUCAGAUUUGCUGGCCGUGUGAUUGCAUUAGCAUUGAUGCAUAAAGUGCAAGUAGGUGUCGUCUUCGAUCGUGUAUUUUUCCGACAACUGGCUGGAAUGCAUAUAUCAGUGGAAGAUAUACGAGAGGCAGAUCCAUGCUUGUAUAGCAGCUGCAAGCAGAUUCUAGAGAUGGAUGCUGAUUUUAUUGAUUCAGAUGUUUUAGGACUGACAUUUGUCAGAGAAGUUGAGGAGUUGGGAUCCAGGAGACUUGUUGAGCUUUGUGAUGGUGGGAAAAACCUUGUUGUAAAUAGCAAGAAUAGGCAGGAAUAUGUUAAUCUUCUUAUUCGGGAUCGCUUUGUAACAUCUAUUUCUGAACAGGUAGACCAAUUUUCCCAAGGUUUUGGCCAUAUUCUUUCUAACUCAAGGCUCCAGAAGCUCUUUUUCCAAAGUUUAGAGCUCGAGGACCUUGAUUGGAUGCUAUAUGGAAGUGAAAGUCCCAUUUGUGUUGAAGACUGGAAGGCACAUACCGAGUACAACGGCUACACAGAAAAUGAUCCUCAAAUAACCUGGUUUUGGGAGAUUGUUAGGGAAAUGUCAGCAGAGCAAAGAAAGGUACUUCUUUUCUUCUGGACCUCCUUGAAGCAUCUUCCAGUUGAAGGUUUCCGUGGUUUAGCCUCUCAGCUCUAUGUUUACAAGUCCUCGGAGCCCCAUGAGCGUCUCCCUUCUUCUCAUACCUGCUUUUACCGGUUGUGUUUCCCGCCGUAUCCCUCCAAGGCUGAAAUGCAAAAACGACUUUAUUUCAUUACUCAGGAACAUGUCGGCUGCAGCUUCGGUAACUGGUAGUAAAAACAUGAGUACAUUUGCAUUUGGGGUGUAAAAAAGGGUUUUUGACAUACAUAAACAUUGGUACUCAGCUCUGUACAGGUUCGUAGGAUAAUUGUCAUCCGCUUUGCCAUUAGACUAUGUAAGAAGGUCAAGUAGUUAAAUUGUCAUUCCUUCUUGAGAUGUC